Mytilus trossulus (common blue mussel) is the source of this 1859-nucleotide messenger RNA. RefSeq lists its product as uncharacterized. Lineage: Eukaryota; Metazoa; Mollusca; Bivalvia; Mytilida; Mytilidae. Bases 54 to 1145 code for a protein of 363 amino acids. Gene Ontology annotation, biological process: homophilic cell-cell adhesion; heterophilic cell-cell adhesion. Gene Ontology annotation, cellular component: adherens junction. The record is from RefSeq and is a predicted model, not a curated record. The transcript has 4 exons.
GAUAAUGAAAGUAAGCACACACUUUAAAUCUCUUCCUGUUUAUGACAUUCUGAAUGAAGAGUGUUAUGUAUUUGUACUUCUUUUUGGUUCUUAUUUGUUUGAAGGACACAGGAGUAGAAUGCUUAACAAAUCUCCAGAUAAGUACUGUUGGUCAUGCUGUUCUUGGACCUAGUGAUUUGGAAUUACGAUGUUCAUACAAUCCAGAGAGCGGGGAUGAUAUAUAUUCUAUCGACAUAUCAGCUGAAUUGAACGGUCAAUACAGAACAAUAGUAGCAUUUUAUCCAGAAAAUAAGAGAAAAGAUGGGAGAUUGCGAAUGGAUGGGAAUUACCUAAAUGGAAGAGUUACGAUGAAUAAUCCGAAUCAAUCUUCUGAUGUUGCUGUACUGAUAUUCAAUCAAACUGAAUGUAUAGAUGAAACCAUGUACAAAUGUAGAGUGACUUAUGACAGUAAUAUUGGUACGCAGAACCAAGAAUCAAACGCAACAGCUAUAUACUUGGAAGGUAGACCUACAGUCCCAGACAGUGUACCAAGCUAUAUACCCUCGGCUGGGAUAGAAGAAGGAAUGUCAGUUGUCUUCACGUGCACUGGAAAUCUAGGGAAACCAAUGGGUAAAUUUAGAUGGAUUGUGUAUAGACGUAACGCCAAUGGUUCUAUGCCAAUACAAGUAUCGCUGUAUGACAACGUGACUACAACAGGACUUGAAAUACCAGGAACCUGCACAUUUAACGGUACCAGUCAACUCACACUUCAGGCGGAAAGUCUGGACAACAACGCAGUAGUGAGAUGUGAAGUGGUUUAUCAAGAUGUGCCUCAGGAUUUAUAUCAACAAUCGAAUAUAAAUGUUUAUUACAGCGUGAGGAAUGUUACAGUAACAAAGUCAUAUUUACAUUACACUUUCGGCCCAGGACGCACCACUUUGACUUGUACAUCAGAUGGUAACCCAGCUGUUAGAAAUGAUGAUUAUAAAUGGUACAAAAUGUCCCAGCAAAACACAGUAAUAGAAACUGGAUUCCAGCUCCUUACAAAUGCUACCGUUGGGGAAUCAGAUGUCUAUAUUUGUGUGGCACAAAACAGUUACAAUGGAAAAACUUUUAGCUCAAAUAGUUCAAUACAGAUUAAAAUAGGUAAGAUGUUAAACUCAUAAACAACAACAAAUGUGAAACUUCACAAAUCAGCAAGUACUAACACAUUUUGAAAUACAAAGCUGACUUUAUAUUUGUUUUGGUAAUUAUAGUCAUCACGCUAUCGUCUAUGUUUUCAAAAAGUACAACAGAUAAAGAUGGCAAUUAAAGAGUGUGGCAAUAACAUUGAACACAACUCUCAAAUUCAAUAUUACUUUACUAGUACAGUCAUUCAAACAUAUAAAACUAUGAACAUGUGGUAAGAUUGUCAACGAGACAUACAUAUGUACUAAUUUACCUAUAAAAGAGAAGAUGUGGUAUGAUUGCCACAAGAUACCAAAUGACACGGAAAUUAAUAACAAUAGCUCACCGUACAACCUUCAACAAUGAGCAAAGCAUAGUCAACUAAAAAGCCCCGAAAUGACAAUUGUAAAAUAAUUCAUACGAGAAAACUAAUUGUAUUGUGACUUAAUAUCUUGUUUCAGGUUAAUAAUAUAAGGGUAUUAUCGGUGAAAAUAGGCAGAACAUAAAGACAAAUAAAUUCAAUAUGUAGUGAAUCGUUAUUUCUAUUCAUUCAUUCGUUAAACUCAUAAACUCAUUAAUUCAUUUAUUCAUGUGUUGUAUGUAAAUGUGAUAUCGGUUCACUUUGUUCAAUUGCUAUAUACCAAACUUACACUGUCGAGUUUAUUCAUUUAUUUUCUUGGGUAUCAAUUUUCGUGGAUUGCUGAAAACUUGCA